This is a messenger RNA of Branchiostoma belcheri (Belcher's lancelet), 1779 nucleotides long. RefSeq names its product inactive pancreatic lipase-related protein 1-like. The record is from RefSeq and is a predicted model, not a curated record. The transcript is spliced from 10 exons. Bases 275 to 1747 code for a protein of 490 amino acids. Lineage: Eukaryota; Metazoa; Chordata; Leptocardii; Amphioxiformes; Branchiostomatidae. Gene Ontology annotation, biological process: lipid metabolic process. Gene Ontology annotation, molecular function: protein binding; triacylglycerol lipase activity.
CCACCAGCUCCGUAUUGUCGCUAUAUGGCAAGCUACUAUAUAUAUAUGGACUACCCAGGCCUAGAGCCAGCCUCGGAGGACUUAUUUUUUUAGAACAGGCGAAAAUCAAUGCGCGCGUGGAUGUCAUCCAUAAAAUUAAGCCGGUGUGGCCUUAGAAAGCAAACAAAGCAAGGCCGGGUCGGGGCAGGUGGACGCACGUCUACCCGGCCUGUGCCUGUCACACUCGGGACAGUGUACUGGGAGAGAAGACCCGAGAACUUCAACUUGCAGAAACAUGCUGUCCUUUCUGGCUCUCCUUUUGACGUGCCAUGUGGCCCAUGGAGCAGAAGUGUGCUAUGGCGACCUGGGCUGUUUCUCUAACAUCGCCCCGUUCUGGGGACUGAACCGGCCGCUGUCGGCUCUGCCUGACGCCCCUGACGUCAUCGGGACCAAGUUCUACCUGUACACCCGCGCUAACCCAACUAUGGCGCUCAGGGAACGUUUGGUUGCCGGCUCGCUCUCCACGUUUUCGGCAUCGCACUUCAGCACGGCCAGGCCGAAUAUGAUGAUCAUCCACGGGUUUACCCACAGUGCACAGCACGACUGGGUCCAGGUCAUGGUAGAUGAACUGCUGAAGAAGGAAGACGCUAAUGUGAUCACGGUGGAGUGGUCAGAAGGAGCAGAGCUGACGGGGUCUUACGAACAAGCCGUGGCCAACACCCGGGUGGUGGGAGCGCAGGUCGCCGAGCUCGUCAACUACAUGGGGACGUACGACGUGUCCGGGCCGGAGUCUCUGUCGGGGCAGAACUUCCACCUCAUCGGCCACAGUCUGGGCGCGCAGAUCGCAGGGUAUGCCGGGGACAUUCUGGGCAACCUUGCGAGGAUCACGGCUCUUGAUGCCGCCGAGCCGUACUUUGACGGGAUGGACGCCGUGGUCAGGCUGGACCCGACCGACGCUCGCUUCGUGGACGUCAUCCACACCGACGGGUCCCCGUUCAUCGGUACGCUGGGGAUGGGGACUAACCUCCCCAUCGGCCACGUGGACUUCUACCCGAACAACGGCAUGUACCAGCCCGGAUGUAACGACAACGUCGUGUCAACAGUGGUCGCUACCGGAGUCGGGCUGCUCACGGAUGGAUAUGACGGUGCUGAGGCAGCUUUGGCAUGUAGUCACCUGAAGGCCCUCGACUUCUUCACCGAGUCCAUCAACUCAGAAUGUCCCUUCACGGCCUACCCCUGCGACAGCUAUGACAAGUUCACCCAGGGCUUCUGUCUGAGCUGUCCUAGCGCCAGUAGCUGUUCCCAGAUCGGGGUUCGCGCUAGGGACCACUACGGCGCCCGGGGGUCCAUGUACCUGAUGACCACCGACGGAGCCAACGGAAAAUACUGCGCUUACCACUACAAGGUGCAGGUGACGUCAUCCAGUCCGAUGGCGGCGGCUGCCGGCCGGAUAUACGUCACGUUCCAGGGUCCGAGCGGCAUCACGGACUCCAUGGAGGUCACCACUGACAACAUGGCGCUGAACGCGGGUGUGACGUACCAGAAGACUGUGAUCAGUCCGGAGCAGAUCGGUGACGUCACAACGGUUCACGUCCGGUUCGCCCGGUCCAGCAGUCUGUGGGACAUCUUCGCCGCCCAGUACUACACCCUCAACAAGGUCACCAUUACAGCAGGGGAGACUCAGACUGGCUACCGAUUCUGCGCGGGUGACUCCCAGAUCAGAAACGGGGAGACCGUGACACUGACCGCUUCAGGAGGGGAGUGUUGAGAAAACGUCUUCGGUCACAAAAAUACAGAAAA